GCUAGAAAUGGCCUUUUUAAUUCCAGCAUUGAUCAUGAUGCCACACCUAAUAGGUAACCGGCUUCCUCUCCCAUCCGUCCCCUCCAAUUCCAAUCAAAACCCUUUUCCUGAUCCUGAAGCCCACCAUGAAUCACCAAAAUUCAUUUCUAAUUCUCCUCUCAAUCGCCCUCACUUUUCUCAUCAUCAAGCUCGACGCAUCGGAACCAUCCAUAUACGACCGCCUGAAAUCCAACGGUCUUCCUAUGGGCCUUUUCCCCAAGGGCAUCACUGAUUAUUACGUGGACCCUGCUUCGGGCUUCUUUCAAAUCAACUUGACUCAGCCCUGUCACGCCAAGUUCGAGAAUCAACUCCACUACGAUUUUAAUGUGUCGGGGCAGUUGAGUGUUGGGAAGAUCGGAGAAUUAUCAGGUGUGAUGCAGCAAGAACUGUUUUUGUGGUUCCCCGUCAAGGGGAUACGUGUCGAUGUCCCGAGCUCUGGGUUAAUUUACUUCGAUGUUGGGGUUGUUCACAAGCAGUUCUCGCUUUCGUUGUUUGAGAAUCCGCGUGAUUGUACGGCCGUUGAUCCUGAUGAUCAUCACGAUGAUGAUAAUGAUCACGGUGCUAAGGUUGGAUAAUAACAUGAGUCUUGGGUCUGAAGGUCGAUUGGGAGACAAACUAAAUGCGGUUUUGUAGAUGUCGAAGGCUGAGGAAUUAUUCAUGAUCCUGUGGAUUACCUAAACAGACUGCUGGAGUCACUUUGGCAGCAGUUAUAUGCUUCCUAUGUGUGUGCUUGUUUGCUUUGUUGUACAGACCUUUUGGCCCAAAGUUCUAUCCUUGCCGGCUAAAAGUACUACAAUUUUGCUAAACGAAGAGGAAACAUUAUAAGGUAAUGUAAAUAGGGAUGAGGUUUCAAUGGGGUAAAAUUGGCUGGGCCUAGUUCUGGCUAUAAAAGAGUCACUAGAAAUCAGUAUUGUCUGUUGUUAUUUGUUCUCAUAGCAUGUGCAUAUAAAUGGAAGAAUUUGGCAAUGUCUUUGUAUUUUCACUUUUUUGAUCUUGUUAAAUGAUUUUGGUGAUAAAAGAAGCUAUAAAUAUUGUCAUGUUUCAAUGCA
Messenger RNA from Mangifera indica (mango), 1088 nucleotides. RefSeq lists its product as uncharacterized. The record is from RefSeq and is a predicted model, not a curated record. The transcript has 2 exons. NCBI's taxonomy places the organism in Eukaryota, Viridiplantae, Streptophyta, Magnoliopsida, Sapindales, Anacardiaceae. Bases 126 to 614 code for a protein of 162 amino acids.